Diabrotica virgifera virgifera (western corn rootworm) is the source of this 828-nucleotide messenger RNA. Its product is annotated as activity-regulated cytoskeleton associated protein 2-like. The coding region runs from base 1 to 828 and encodes 275 amino acids. The record is from RefSeq and is a predicted model, not a curated record. The transcript has 2 exons. Lineage: Eukaryota; Metazoa; Arthropoda; Insecta; Coleoptera; Chrysomelidae. Gene Ontology annotation, molecular function: nucleic acid binding; zinc ion binding.
AUGUCUGCGGAUCAAUUUAAUGAAUUACUUAGAACAGUCGCAGCCAGUCCAGGCACCAACAAUUCCAGCGGUAGUUUUAGUAAAUGCACCGCACGUUUUAGCGGUAAACGAUGUCAUAAUACAGUUGAAACAUUCAUAACAACGGUGUCAAUUUAUAAAGAAAUUGAAAAGAUUUCAGAAGCAGACGCACUAAAAGGGUUACCUUUACUGCUUACUGACAAUGCAGCUGUAUGGUGGCAAGGCGUCCAGAACGAAGCCAAAACCUGGAACGACGCUACCCAAUUACUUAGAACAGCAUUCUCACCAUCUAAACCUGCACACCAAAAGAGGGCGUUACUCGCUCAACUGCCCCUCAACAGACAAGACGAACAGACCCAAUUGGACUUAAUAUAUGGAUUGCUGAGUCUCCACAUACGGAAAGAAGUACCCCGAGAUAAAAUAACCACGUUCAGUGAGCUUUUAGAUAAAGGCCGACAAUGUGAGGAGAUUCGCAAAGAAGCUAUCCCAGAUAAAGGAAUAGACGAGAAACAAGGCACUUCAACAAAACGCAAGCCGGCACGAUGUGGAUUUUGCCACUUCAAAGGCCACACAACUGAUGUGUGUAGAAAGCGGCAGACUAAAGAAAAUGAAAAGCAUCCCGGUACCGACAAAGCACCUGAUACGCAGAAUUCAUUGAAAGAAUUGCCCCAAACCAAUAAUGGUAUCAUAUGCUAUGGAUGUGGCAAGGCCGGUUACUACAGAAGCAAUUGUCCAGUAUGUACAGCUUCGCGACCUAACGUAAACACCCAAGCUGUGAAUUUUACUCCUUCAAUACACUACAAAGCUUAA